AUGCCUGACGAUACCGCCUUACCUGGAUUCACUCCCCCGCCAAUCUCAUCCUGGAGUCAGGGGCGGCUUGGCGCCCUCAUAGAACAGCUCCUGAACCUCUCAAUGCCGGACCAGCAAUGGGACCGUAGCCGUCGAAGAGCGACAUUAAUCGAGAUGGACAGGCUUUUCCGCAUCGGACGCCCACUGCGCGAGAUUGAGGGCGCGCCUCCUACGCGAAACAAGGGCGACGCCGUCCUACUACCAGAAUGCCCCGUCAUCUCCGCGGCCAUGACUUCGCUAGGACAGUUCGGUAUCGCCUGCAUAAACCUACGCGAGAUUGUUGAGAGCGAUCAGUAUACGGCCAAGGCGUGGCAGCAUCUCGGUACCCACGUCCCCAGAGUCCUAGACUGGAUCACAUUUCUUCACCCGAUGAAUGGAAACGUGCUUCCAGCCGCCGACACCCAGGAUCACGCUGUGCUCUGCAGCUCCGUCAUAGUCGCUCUGAAGGGCGUGUGCACUCCUGCGCUCUUCGGCGGUGCUGACGAGAUGCGAGAAUAUCUUCUUGCCACCCCUACUCUUCUCCUCGUGGUCGAUUUCUGGGUCAACAUUUUCCGCUACACUCGCCAUUUUGGUCCGGAAGAUGCGACCGUGCUGUACUCACUCGAGACUUCCUUUCAAUUCGCAUUCGAAGGAAUCCUGCCGUCGGAGGGCGACGCGCGACUCAUGCCCAAUCUCUUCGCUCACACGUUGCAGACAAGGGUCGAUCUCGAUGUCCGUGGUCUCUACCGUACCAUCGCCCGCUACGCCGCGUUGGUCUCGACCGCCGACAACAUGCCACGCAGCGACAAAGCCCGACCCUACAAUUACCGCACUGGCGACAUCUAUAUACUCUGUGAGAGCUUUCUGGAUUAUCCUGGACUACAGCCGAUGGUGUGCCCGAGAGAGGUUGUACGGUCCUUGGUGCGAACCAUCAAAGAACAGUCCGACGAGCAUGUUUGGAGAGCGAGCGGGUCUGGCAUCGUAUAUUUAGCAGAUCUCUGGAGCCAUACGGGCGACAACAGAAUCAUAGCCUGGUCCUUCAACGACGGAUUUUUCGAUGCAUUCCUGCGCCACAUUGUAGACGCGCCUUCACACAUCGAGCGCGCGCUGCGAUUAGCGGGACAAACCCAUAUCGGCCGCUAUCUUGGCAGCAUACGACGCUCGGAUCGCCGUACAUCGGCGGGCUCGCGAGGAAUGGAAAGCUCGGAAGAGCCUGUGCUCGAACGAUCAGGCAUGUUCAAUUUCCUAGAAAACAUCAUACCGGCGGAUUUGUCGGCGAAGCAAGGGAUGCGAGCGUGUGCCUGCGGAGACGCUUGGUACUGCUCUGUUGCGUGUCAAACGAAGCAUUGGGCGGCGGGUCACUGCGAGGAGUGUCUGCCACCAGAUAUCAGAUCACUCUCACCGCGCGAUCAGCACUACAUUGCGCUGCUUGCGCAAACAUACGUGGACGAAAACAGAUCGUCCAUCGACGCGGACGUGCGCAAGGCGGGUACGGACGUAGCCAAGACCGACCUCGAAUGCAAAUAUUGCUUCUCCGUGGUCAUCGACCUGCGGCCACCGGUUAUUUCGCACAAGGUAUGGAAGGUCGAGGGGUCUGCCACCGACAGUGAGACUUCGGGGGCUGUCUACGCCUGCUGGAUAGAUCGAAGGAAGGCCAGGCAGGAGCGCGUUCAGGCGCUGGUGGGGUCCCGUGGUAUGGAUACACGUAUCAAUCUCUCCUAUACUCAGAGCCAGUUCCAGAUCCUCAUAGAGCAACUGCAUGUCCUCUCUCUGCCCGACCAGCAGACAGCGGACAAUCGCAGGAAGGCUACUGAAACGAUGAUCGAGAGGCCUCCCGCUGCGCGACAGAGCGGUGACCCCCUUCUACACCCGGACGAUCCUUCCAUCACUGGGGCGUGGGCGUCCCUUGGACAGUUCGGGACCCUCUGCAUCAACUUGCGGGAGUUCGUCUGCGACGAUAACACGGCAAAGCUGUGGCGGCAUAUAUUCUCUUAUGUCCCUGCCAUCUUAGCCUGGCUUGAGCUCCUGCAUCCCAUGAACGGACACCUAGUCCCGCUCACGGACAGUCCGAACGACUUGUUGUACUGCAAUACCAUCAUCACAGUCCUGCAAGGUAUGGGCACAUGGUAUAUGUACGACAGCUUCGACAGCAUGAUGGCCUACAUCUGCUCGACACCCGUCAUCCUGUACGCCGUCGACUUGUGGGUCAACCUCGCCCGAUAUUCCAAGCAGCCGAACCCGACGCUCGUAUGGCUUUCCGUCCAACUCGUACACACAUUCGCCUUCUGCGGUGUACGGUAUCCCGAGCCCGACGCAAGGAUAUCUCACCGGAUCGGCCACAUCGUGCAAGAACGUCUACAUGGCGACUCGCGCGGCCUCUGUCGUACCAUUGCAGACCAUGCCGCUGUGGUGGCGAAUACGGAGGACAGCGAGACGACAGCAUACGUCUACCAACUCGGCAUUGGGCUCCUUAGGGACAUCCCUAAUCUCACACCAAGAGUCUGCUCGAGGGGUUCGGUCAAGACCGUUUUAAGCACCAUGCAGACGCAUCAAGCCAAGUGCGACUGGCGAGCCCUCGGAGCGGCCUUCACCUACCUGUUGUAUCUCUGGGAGCACACUGUCGACUACAGGCCGAUCGAGUGGUCUCUUAACGACGGUGUUCUCGACGUCAUCUUGCGCACAAUAUCGGCGGGCCAUCCUGAGAUUGUCGCGGCGCCGUGUCGAGCGCUGCAGGCGGCUUUCAUGUGCUGGCGUGUGCUGCAUGCCUUCCAUCGCAUCGAGGCUGGUAGCAGGAAGAAGUUGCGCUUAUUCACGCGGCAAAGCCCCGAGAUGAACCUUCUUAUGGCGAGCUACGACACUCGGAUUACGGUCCAUCAGCGCGCCCGCGAAGAUUGGAGACUGCGGAAGAGUCGCUGCUCAUACCAACAUUGUCUCGCUCUGAAGGACUCGGCCGUGCAUCAGACGAUUCGGUCGUGCAUUUGCAGAGGCGCCUGGUAUUGCUCUGCCGAAUGCCAGAAGAAACAUUGGCGCGCGGAGCACCGCAAGCGCAUCGCCCAGGACGCGUUCACUGCCGAUUCGAAGCAACAACAUCGCUUCGCCCUCGUCGUCGAUAUGUGGAAACCAAAAUUGUCGCACGAAGUUACGAGGCUGGACAAGCUACCAUUGAUUGACGGCGUAUGGAAAGGUGUCCUGUUUGCGCUGUGGCUCGAUAGGGGGAGAAUCAGGAAGGAGCAGAUGGCGUCGACCGUAGAAUACACGAUCGAAUAG
Schizophyllum commune H4-8 is the source of this 3285-nucleotide messenger RNA. RefSeq lists its product as uncharacterized. Bases 1 to 3285 code for a protein of 1094 amino acids. The transcript has 8 exons. The record is from RefSeq and is a predicted model, not a curated record. Lineage: Eukaryota; Fungi; Basidiomycota; Agaricomycetes; Agaricales; Schizophyllaceae.